Cajanus cajan (pigeon pea) is the source of this 959-nucleotide messenger RNA. It is a transcript of the gene HVA22K, whose product is annotated as HVA22-like protein K. The record is from RefSeq and is a predicted model, not a curated record. NCBI's taxonomy places the organism in Eukaryota, Viridiplantae, Streptophyta, Magnoliopsida, Fabales, Fabaceae.
UUUUUUCGGUGUUUGACGGUUAGCAUAAAGCCAAAAACAUAUAAGCUUCGUCCAAAUUUACAUAGCAUGUCGGAAGCGAAGGGAAUGGUGCCUUGGGAAUUAGAAUGGCUCUCCUCGGAUCAAACAUAACAAGCGAAGUUGGACUCCGUUUGCUCCUUUGUCCUCUUGGAUCCAACGUUGUAAUUCGAACAGCAUGCUGCACUGUGGGAGUUGCUUUGCCUGUGUACUCUACGUUCAAGGCAAUAGAAAGUAAAGAUCAAAAUGCUCAAAAUAAGUGUCUUCUAUACUGGGCAGCCUAUGGUUCGUUCAGCCUCGUUGAAGUAUUCACUGACAAGUUUAUUUCUUGGUGUCCUAUGUACUAUCACCUGAAGUUUGCAUUUCUUGUUUGGCUUCAACUUCCACCUACCAGUGGAGCAAAACAAUUAUAUUCAAACCACUUGCGCCCCUUCUUGUUGAAGCAUCAAGCUCGAGUUGAUCGAGUCUUAGGUCUUGCAUAUUGUGAAGUAAUCAAACUGGUCAGUUCAUACCAAGCGGAGAUCAAGUUUGUCAAGAGCAUGGUAGUAAAGAUAGCUGGAUCAGCGGAUCAAACGUUGAGAGGCCCUGCUGAAUCAGAUAGAUCGCAGCAACACAGUUCAUCGGAAGACCCUGCGGUGCUCUCUGACGCUGAACCUGACCAAAACCCCAAUCAUGGAUGAGUGCUGCCCCAAGAGUCCCCUUAUACUGCGAGGAAUAAGAAAGACUUCUCUUAUUUUUCUCUAAUGUUAUCUUUUUAUCAGCGUUUUCAAGGGUAACGAUAUUAGGGACCUUGCAUUUUUCUAAUUUUUAAGUUUAGGAUGACAAUUGUUAUUCAGUGUCUUAAAGUAAUAAUGAAAGAAUUAAAAGUGAUAUUUUUAAUAGGUUAGCAUCACAUUUAAUGUGAUUAAUGCAGUUUUUACUGUGAUUUUAUUAACUUUUUAUAA